AGCCAGUAUGUAAAACUCUCACAAGAAUUUGACAUAAGAGUUCUCAAAAGCAAAACUGCAUAAAACUGGAGACGCCCAAACUAGGUCAUUUCUCAUCUGUUGGCACAGCAGGUGUUACUCUGAUGUUGAAUUUCAAUGUCUCCUUUGAUUUAGUUCUGAACUGCUUUGACGGAAUUCGAGAGCGCAAUGGGAAAUACUGUGAAAACUCCAAGAGCAUCUGAAGAAACAAAUGUGCAGAGCCAAACGGGUCAGGAGAGUGACUUCCUUGCUGUCCUCUAUGACUAUCCCUCAGCAGACAUAAGCCAGCCUAUAUUUCAUGUAGGGGAAAAAUUACGUGUGCUAUCAGAUGAAGGAGGAUGGUGGAGAGUCCAUUCCCUUACAACAGGUCGAGAAAACUAUAUUCCAGGAAAAUAUGUAGCAAAGGUUUACCAUGGCUGGUUAUUUGAAGGGCUGGGAAGAGAAAAAGCAGAGGAACUUCUACAGCUACCCAACACCAAAGUCGGCUCCUUCAUGAUCAGAGAGAGUGAAACUAGGAAAGGGUUAUAUUCCUUGUCGGUGCGGCACAGGCAAGUGAAACAUUACAGGAUCUUCCGCCUCCCAAAUAACUGGUAUUACAUCUCCCCACGGCAAACCUUUCAGUGCCUUGAAGACCUUGUGAAUCACUACUCAGAAGUUGCUGAUGGUCUCUGCUGUGUCCUCACAACACCUUGUCUUACCCAGUGCACUAACAACAACACCGUGAUGAAUCAAGUUCCUCCUGUGGUUAUGCGGAAUAAAAACUUCAACUGGAGAAACAUUCACAGGCUGGAGGUGACAGAAGACACCAGAAGCACCCUGACAACAAUGGAUGACUCCUGUCUCAGCUAUGGCCUGAGGGAAAGUAUUGCUUCCUACCUCUCCUUAACAGAGGAUGACAACACUUCUUUUACAAGUGCCAGAAAGAAGAAAGCUCAAUCUCUUAUAUACACAGGGAACAAACGUAAGAGUGCCCUUUACUUACCACCCACAUACUAUGAAGACUAAGCAUAAGACAACCAG
Molecule: messenger RNA, 1038 nt
Organism: Acanthisitta chloris (rifleman)
Lineage: Eukaryota; Metazoa; Chordata; Aves; Passeriformes; Acanthisittidae
Gene: SLA
Product: Src-like-adaptor
Exons: 7
Coding region: 187-1023 (278 amino acids)
Molecular function (GO): protein binding
Source: RefSeq, a predicted model, not a curated record